Mollisia scopiformis is the source of this 2397-nucleotide messenger RNA. RefSeq names its product ankyrin. Gene Ontology annotation, cellular component: cytoplasm; nucleus. The record is from RefSeq and is a predicted model, not a curated record. Gene Ontology annotation, molecular function: protein binding. NCBI's taxonomy places the organism in Eukaryota, Fungi, Ascomycota, Leotiomycetes, Helotiales, Mollisiaceae. Bases 1 to 2397 code for a protein of 798 amino acids. The transcript has 3 exons.
AUGACUCUUCCAAAACGAGGCGGGCGUCCGAAAAUCCCUUGGGACGCAUCAAGGAAACGAAAACUUGCUCGUCUUUAUCUCAUGACGAAUUUGAGGAUCGUUGAUAUUCAGCAAAUGCUGAAAUCGAAUGGAUUUACCCCAGGGAAAAGAAAUGUGCAUGAGCAAUUGAGCCAACUCUUCCCCGAUAGCGAACAUAGGUGGAGACAAUACAGACCCACUGGUACCGAUCAAGGCAUUCACCGGUUUGCACAAUUGAAGACCUGGAGAGAGCAUCAGAAGCGUAGACAUGACAAACGAAUCGCACGAUCUCACGCUUCUGUCAUGAAGCCAAUACAGCCCAUACAGUCAGAUUAUGUUUUGGAAGAAGUGAAGUCAGGAGUCCUAUAUGACCCCCUCCAACAUUACAAUCAUCAGUCAACCGAAAAUGAUGCUUGCAUCUUCCCUGGUUACAGCCAAUGGUAUUCGAGUAAUGCAGCUUCCGCCGGAAAUGACCCUCUUGCUGGAGACCUAGAAGGAAAGUGCUUCAGUAAUAAAGAAGUAGACUUGUCCGACAAUGUUGCACAGAAAGCGCACGUCAACAUUGCGGAUUUGAGUAUUCCAGUUGCAAUAUGGGGCGAGAUUGAGACCUUCAGCCAGAGCACGAAUUCAAUCGACGAAACGACGGUAGCACCUGAAGAGGCACUCGCACAGGAACUUCCGAAGACCGACAAUACACCUGUUGUAAGCCGAUCAAGCACGAGAGCUAGUCGUAUGAGUGGUACCAGCAACCAAGGCAUUGGGAAUCGUGUGUCAUCACGAGUGUCACGAUCUCUUCGCCAUGCCAACUCUCUUAUGUCUGCAACGAACUCUUGGAUCUCCGGUCUUACCCACAUGUCUAGUACUUCUACCGGUAGACGCUCUACUCUGAGCCAAUCUACUACUGGAAACGAGUUUGUGAAUUGGGAUGGGCUCGAGCAUUCACCCUUCUCCGACGAGAGACUCCACUGUCCCGAAAUCUCAUUCCAAAAGCGACCAUGUUGUCAGUAUUUCGCGCAAAUUCCAGCUCCAGGUAUCGAAUGUUCCACGUGCGGUACGAAAGAGGUACACUACCGCGCACGUUCUGAAGAGGAUUACAUUAUUGCUUCCAUGGACGUGGACAAAUUUGGCAACACGCCGUUACAUCACGCCGCGGCAGUUGGUAACUUGUCAGGCAUAGUCCGGUUCCUGGAAACCUAUGGUAAAGUUUCGAAAACACAAUCCUUCUCGCGGAACACAUCUGGAGAGACUUUCAUGCACGUUCUUCGACUUAGCAAAUCCGAAGAUUUCGAUAAAUUCCUGGACCUUCUCAGACUUGUGGACUCCCAUACAUCAACCUUCUCUUUCUCGAUGAUUGAUUAUCAUGGCAGAACAGUCACACGUGCGUUCCUGAGUUAUGCUGCGGACUGGAUGGUCGACGCAGACAAAGUAUGCCAAGCUCAACAUAUUUUGGAGCCAAGCGAUCCUGAGAUUCCGAGCUUUGUGCUCCGAAAUAUAGAAAUGGGCAAAAAAGUCAGAGUUGGAGACCGUAUUAUGCCUGCAGACGCAUACUCCGAGACGCCUUUUCUGGUAGCGCUGAGAUCAUGGACUGAACAGCUCCACUUUCGGAUACUACUUCAAAAAGUUCGUAACGAUUUCGAUCUCCACGUGAGGGAUUCCCAUGGUCACACUCCUCUUGCAGUUGCAGCAAGUCUCGGCAUCUACGAUGGAGUAGACUACCUGUUGAAACGAGGUGCCAAUCCUAAUAGUAGGAGCUAUAGGGGAACCAGUGUUGUUGCGCAUGCCACCACUCACAUGUGGAAAGCACAGAAGGAUGGUCACACUGCGCUUUACGCCAAAAUUCUGUCUUGUGUUGUCCUUUUGGUUGAUCAUGGAGCCACACCUCUCGCUACAGCUUACGACGACUUCUUUAUUCGACGCGCACCAGCACCACCACCACGAGAAUCAAAGAAGUCUAUUCGAAAUACCUUAUUUGGAUUAUUUCUGUCCACCGGGUUCAAGAAAAGCAUCGAUAAAAGCAAGGCAAGCUCAAAAAAACACCGCCAACUUCCCCUCUUGGAGACAGUAUCCGAAGCAUCAGACGCUGUGAAAUCAAGUCAAAGUGCUCAGAAUUUCUGGGCAAAGCACUCUGAUUCCCUUGAACCUUCCACAGAUUUAGUAUCGAAGCUGGGAGAUAUCAUAUGGGAGCGAGGUGGAAUUACUAACGUCUCUCUACAUACCGAUCAUACGAGCUCACGCGACGAUAAUGAGCAAGAACAAUAUCAUUCGCCUUUCGACCUCCAGCAGCGUUCUUCUACGAUUGCACCAGAACUUGAAGCUGCUGUUACCCUGGAACUGGACAGCUGGCGUGGCUAUGAUGAACAAUUUGAAAUUGGCUCUUGA